UACACACACCUUGCGCUACUGUACAACCAACACGCAGCAAGCAUCUGAUCAUAAUAAUCUCUCCCCUCCGGCACCACACACACAGCUUCCUCUUAUUUUUGCAAGCUAGCUAGAACGAGCUAUAAUUAUUAAGAUGAAGACCAAGGCUUCCACAUUCUUCAAGCAGAUGCUGUCCACCAUCGUCGCCGUGGUCAAGGCCAAGUCCACGACGGUGCGCGCCAAGACCAGCACCCUCAAGACGCGCCUCCUCGUCCUCGGCAUCCUCCGCAACAGGAAGCUCCUCGUCAGCGCCAUCAACCACAAGAUCCACGCCAUCAUGGGCCAGGACGACCACGCGCGCAAGGAGGAGGCCGCCCAACAAGACGACGGCGGCAAGAAGGCCAUCGUGCUCUACACGUCUCCCAGCUACGUGACGGAGCGCGACGUGGAGGCCGCCCAGGAGGAGGAGGAGGACAGCGACGACGAGUACUUGACGCACUCGCUGUUCCGCGAGGAAGACGACGAUGACGACGAGCUGGUGAACGCGCCAGGGUCGGUGAUUGACGUGGUGCGCGACGCCAAGGAGAAGGAGGGGGAGGGGGCUGAGUUCCGGCUGGAGGACGAGAUCGACCAUGUAGCCGACGUCUUCAUCCGCCGGAUCCACAAGCAGCUCAAGCUGCAGAAGCUCGAGUCGUUCAAGAGGUUCUGCGAGAUGAUGGAGAGGAGCGCUUGAUCCACCUCCACUCCAGUGAUUUAUUAUUCAUAAGUAUGCAAUGGCGCCAGCUCCAUCACUCCUUAAGCCAAGAUUAUGUUUAACUUAAUUGGACGCCCAUGCAUGUAAGUAGAAGCAAAAGAUGAAGCCAGGCAAGAAGAUGCUUAUCUUCUGGUAGGGUUUUAGUGGGGAUGCCAAGGUCUACUACUCCUACGUGGUACUUUAAUCAUUACGUACUCAUGUUCUUUUGUUCUUUAAUCUGGGGGAAGAUUGUAAAAGUGCUCAAGUUUUGAGGAAAAAACCAAUAAAUGAAGCAAAUAAA
Messenger RNA from Triticum dicoccoides, 1013 nucleotides. RefSeq lists its product as uncharacterized. Lineage: Eukaryota; Viridiplantae; Streptophyta; Magnoliopsida; Poales; Poaceae. Bases 134 to 712 code for a protein of 192 amino acids. The record is from RefSeq and is a predicted model, not a curated record. The transcript has a single exon.